CCAGAAUCAUCCGGAACCGUCUGUUUUCCCCCAACGGACUGUUGUAAGUGUUACACACAAACCGGAAAGACUGACAGCAUGGUUCUUACAUGCGCUGAAGGUGGUAAAUUAUACGUAACUUAAUACUCAGUCCUUGUAAUCAAUUUUUUUUCUAUUGCUGUAGUUGGGAAUCUGUUAUCGGUCAUCGUCAACAUCGUAUAUUCACCGGAAAAAAAAAUUUGAUGAUGAACGUUUGUGGUAUUAAUGCAUUUUACAUUUUGGUUUAGCUAAAUUAAAUUGGGUGUUGAUUUUCAUUUUGAUCCACUGUUAGAAAUGUCUAAAGUAAAGCUAAAGCAACCCAGUUCGGCUGUUAGCGCAGAAACAAACAAGCAAACUAAGUGCGAUAAGGGAAAAGCCAAAGCUGGCAAGAGAAGGACACACUUCUACAAACACAUGGAGCCUAAACCGAAAGAAGCGAAGAAAAACGUUUUUCUUCCGCCCAGAGAUGCUGCAGAGUUUUCGGCGAACUGGAAAAGCCUUCUUAUGGUGAUCAACUCCGAAGAUAAUUCAAAUGCAAAGAAGCUUCAGUCAUUACCAAUUAAAGAAUGCCACAAAGCGGCACAGAGUGCCAAUGGAGGUACAAACAAACCAGCACAUAAAGACUUAAAUAAAUCAUUAAAUGGGUUGAAACUGCAGGGAUCCAAAGUGGCUGGAAUGGAACAAAGUUCAAGUCAUCCUGAACAGCACAAAACUGAGAAGAGGAAAAUGAAUGAUGCUGAGGGAAGAAGAGGGAAAAAGACAGACAAAAGGAAGAAAGUUGAAGAGGCGGAAAAGAAACCAACAGAGGCAGAUAUCUGGUUUGACGACGUCGACCCUGAUGACAUUGAGGCCGCUGUGGGCUUGGAGGCUGCUAACAUUAUGAGGAAGAGGAGUGGUGUAACUAAAACAGAUGCCAAAAUUACACAGAGGAGCACGGAACGGUUGCUGGUCAAGGAGAGCACUUGCGAUGGAUUGACACGCGCCAUUGCUAUGGAUUGUGAGAUGGUAGGGGUGGGGCCUGGAGGAGAGGAGAGCAUGUUGGCACGCGUCUCCAUCGUCAACUACUUUGGCAAGUGUGUUUAUGACAAAUAUGUUAAACCAACAGAGAAAGUCACUGACUACAGGACAGCCGUGAGUGGCAUUCGGCCUGCUGACAUCGAACACGGGGAGGACUUCAAAAUAGUACAACAGGAAGUGGCUAAGAUGAUGGAGGGACGAAUAUUAGUGGGACAUGCCAUCCAUAAUGACCUGAAGAUUUUGUUACUGGAUCACCCAAAAAGAAAUACGAGAGACACUCAGAAGUACAAACCGUUUAAGAAGAUAGCAAAGAGUGGACGUCCGGCGCUGAGGGUUUUGUGUCGGGAGAUUCUGAAUGUGAAAGUACAGCAGGGAGAGCACUCGUCGGUCCAGGAUGCUCAGGCUACAAUGCGUUUGUACACACUGGUGAAGAAGAAGUGGGAGGCAGAGCUUAAAGCCACCAGGGGUCAGACCACCAGUCGGAAAAGCCCUCGCAAACCCAGAGCCAAAGUUGACUUGAGAACAGCUCAAAUGCACAACACAUACGGACAAUGACAAUGAAAUGGAGCUGAAACUGAAACACACACCCACACCCCACACAGUAAAUCAGAGAAGAGUUCCAAGUGAAAAGUGUUUCCAUCACAUUGCAUUUAGCAAAAUUAGCAGUAAACCACUACUUUAGCAGUUUUGUCAGUCUUACAAUUAGUAAUGUCUUUCAUGGCAUCUCUAAUUUUUGGAUCAGUUUAAGGAUCAUUAAGGGAUUACACACACAUCAGUUUUUACUUCAUAGGUGACUGCAAGUGAAUAAUGUGGCAAUCACACUAGUUGUAUUCCUCCAGUGCAGCCCUUUGGAAAUGAUCCACAUAUGUGUAUGCACACAACAUAUAUUUGUAUUUCAGACCCAGUGGGAUCUUUGUCUAACAGUUUGUUUUAUUAUUCAGAGUCAUUUUGAAUGCAUUCUAUUAAAAGACAUCUAAAAGAAA
Pangasianodon hypophthalmus (striped catfish) is the source of this 2018-nucleotide messenger RNA. It is a transcript of the gene rexo4, whose product is annotated as REX4 homolog, 3'-5' exonuclease. The record is from RefSeq and is a predicted model, not a curated record. Gene Ontology annotation, biological process: rRNA processing; DNA catabolic process. Lineage: Eukaryota; Metazoa; Chordata; Actinopteri; Siluriformes; Pangasiidae. The transcript has 8 exons. Gene Ontology annotation, cellular component: nucleus. Bases 313 to 1590 code for a protein of 425 amino acids. Gene Ontology annotation, molecular function: 3'-5' exonuclease activity; nucleic acid binding.